This is a messenger RNA of Trichoderma virens Gv29-8, 1314 nucleotides long. RefSeq lists its product as uncharacterized. Lineage: Eukaryota; Fungi; Ascomycota; Sordariomycetes; Hypocreales; Hypocreaceae. The transcript has 3 exons. The record is from RefSeq and is a predicted model, not a curated record. Gene Ontology annotation, cellular component: cytoplasmic vesicle; AP-2 adaptor complex. Gene Ontology annotation, biological process: clathrin-dependent endocytosis; intracellular protein transport. Bases 1 to 1314 code for a protein of 437 amino acids. Gene Ontology annotation, molecular function: clathrin-cargo adaptor activity.
AUGCUCUCCGGCGUGCUAAUCUUCAACCAAAAGGGCGAGAACCUCAUCUUCCGCGCCUUUCGCAACGACUGUCGCCCUCGUCUUGCCGACGUCUUCCGUAUCCAGGUCAUCUCCAACGCCCAAGUCCGAUCGCCCAUCUUGACGUUGGGCAGCACGACCUUUAGCCAUGUCAAGCACGAGAACAUUUACCUGGUGGCCAUCACCAAGAGCAAUGCCAAUGCCGCGCUGGUCUUUGAGUUCCUCUACCGGCUGAUUCAGCUGGGAAAGGGGUACUUUGGCAAGUUUGACGAGGAGGCCGUCAAGAACAACUUUGUGCUGGUCUACGAGCUGCUGGAUGAAAUCAUCGACUUUGGCUAUCCCCAAAACACCGAGACCGACACGCUCAAGAUGUACAUCACCACCGAAGGCGUCAAGUCCGAGUCGCGACCCGAAGACACGUCCAAAAUCACCAUGCAGGCCACCGGCGCGCUGUCAUGGCGAAAGGCAGACGUCAAGUACCGCAAGAACGAGGCGUUCGUCGAUGUCAUCGAGGACGUCAACCUGCUCAUGUCUGCCACCGGCGCAGUUCUGCGAGCGGAUGUCACGGGCCAAAUCGUUAUGCGCGCCUAUCUCUCCGGCACCCCCGAGUGCAAGUUUGGGCUCAACGAUCGACUGCUGCUAGACAAUGACGGCCUGCUUAGCCUUCCCAGCGGCAACAAAAUGGGCACCAAGGCCACCAAGGCAGCGGCGGGAAGCGUCACGCUGGAGGACUGCCAGUUCCACCAGUGCGUCAAGCUGGGCAAGUUCGACUCGGACAGAAUCAUUAGCUUCGUCCCGCCCGACGGCGAGUUCGAGCUCAUGCGCUACCGUGCCACCGAAAAUGUCAACCUGCCCUUCAAGGUGCACGCCAUCGUCAACGAAGUCAGCCGCACAAAGGUCGAGUACAGCAUCGGCGUCAAGGCCAACUUCGGAUCCAAGCUCUUCGCCACCAAUGUCAUCAUCAAGAUCCCGACCCCCCUCAACACCGCCAAGAUCACCGAGCGGUGCACACAGGGCAAGGCCAAGUACGAGCCCAGCGAGAACGUCAUUGUCUGGAAGAUUGGCAGGUUCACCGGCCAGAGCGAAUACGUCCUCACUGCCGAGGCUGCCCUGACCAGUAUGACAAACCAGAAAGCAUGGAGUCGACCUCCCCUGAGCAUGAACUUUAGCCUGCUCAUGUUUACCAGCUCUGGCCUAUUGGUACGAUACCUAAAGGUCUUUGAGAAGAGCAAUUACUCCAGUGUCAAGUGGGUGCGGUACAUGACAAGAGCAGGUUCAUACGAGAUAAGAUUUUGA